CUGUCACUGCCAAACAUUUAAGAGAAACAUCUGAUUAAAGAGAAGAAUCUUAAACUGUUAAAAGACAAUACACACUGGGCAGAUAGGCUAUUUGAAAGAAAAUCAUGGCACUGAAAAGUUACUAAAAAAAAUGACAGCUGAAAAUCGGAAAAAACACAUUUUAUUGUGAUCAGUUAAAAAGAAAAUUUUGAAAUGGAUCAUCAGACACCGAUAGCUAAAUCAGUGUGCAACACUACCAGGACUCAAGAUACUGCGCAAAGAUCAGACCUAGAUCGUCGCCAAAGACUUGACCGAAAAAUUUUUACUCUGAAGAAACGGCAACGGCUAACAGCUUCUUACCAACUUGUUAUAUUUCUUGCGAGUUGUUUGCCUACUUUUAUAUUAUUAGGUGCAUGCAGUUGUCGUUUUAUAUGGGAAUCAUUGUUUUGUUUUAUGUUCUUUGUAUCUGCUAUUUUUGGGAUGUUGGCGUUUGGCUUCUCGAACAAACGAUGGAAUAUUGUUUACAUGAUAAAUCUUGUGUUGUCAUUUUUCUGUGCCUUGCCGAUGAUGCUACUUUCUGUGCUGGCAAUAAUAAACAAAGAAAAGUACAAUUGCGAGAAGAACAUCGAAACUUGCGAGAACAUUAUGACGGUAAUAUUGUGUGUGAAUAUCAUGCUAGCCUUCGUCGAAGUGGUGGUUAUAUUUACAGCUCUUAAAAUAUCUUCACGUAUUAUACUUAAGUUGGAUGAAAGAAACGUCAUGAAUUCAAUAGCAACUAGAGAUAAUUCGGCGGAUAAUGAUAAAGGCAAAUCAAUAUGUGACAAUAAAGUAGCAUACUAUGCAAUGCAGGAUAUUCCGACAGCAAAGAACGUUGAUGUUUCAGACGUACCUCCACCUCCACCAGCUUUACCCCCUAUUUCAUCCUCGGAACCGUCCUUUCAACAGGACAGCAGUGUCCUUACUUCGGCACGCUACAUUCCUGCUCCUCCUCAGCCGCCUCCUAUAGUUCCUCCUGCUGGUUUUGGCAACGUCGACGCUUGCUAUAUUAAUGAUGAUAUCUGCAUGACAAGUAACAAAAAACCAGCAGACAAUCAGAAAGAUGAUAUGGAUAAUGAAGGCUACUUAAUGCCGGCAGCUGUCAAUGACAUCAGAUCCAGAAGAGAAGCCAAAGAUACGACCUCAUUGCUACAAAAGAACAUUGAGGGCGGCAUCCUUGACAAACAAGGACCCCCUUGUAGGCGACCAAAGGUAAUGCCUCCAAAGUUACCAAACAGAAAGAUAUUAAGAAGAUCAAGAUCAGAACCUUUUAUUAACGUAACAGAGGAAAAAUUUAGCGUCAUCUGUAGAGGGAUAUCAAUUGAUGACGACAAUCAGAAAGAUGAUGUGGAUAAUGAAGGCUACUUAGUGCCGACAGCUAUCAAUGACAUCAGAUCCAGGAGAGAAGCAAAUGAAACGACCUCAUCGCUACAAAAGAACGUUGAGGGCGGCAUCCUUGACAAACAAGGACCCUUUUCUAGGCGACCAAAGGUUAUGCCUCCAAAGUUACCAAACAGAAAGAUAUUAAGAAGAUCAAGAUCAGAACCUUUUAUUAACGUAACAGAGGAAAAAUUUAGCGUUAUCUGUAAUGGGAUACCAAUUGAUGCCGUCAAUGUUUUAACGAACAAUCUAAAAGAUGACGUCAUAACGCAGAAAGAACAGGAGUCUAGUCAUUACAUUGAACUUUGGAAGACCAGUACUUCGAGUAAAUUAAAAAGUUGA
This is a messenger RNA of Anneissia japonica, 1737 nucleotides long. RefSeq lists its product as uncharacterized. Lineage: Eukaryota; Metazoa; Echinodermata; Crinoidea; Comatulida; Comatulidae. The coding region runs from base 193 to 1737 and encodes 514 amino acids. The transcript is spliced from 6 exons. The record is from RefSeq and is a predicted model, not a curated record.